UGUGUACACGUGUGUCGUGCUGUUAUUUAGCACUCUCCUGCACCGAAGUAGCAGCAACAGCAGCGCCACGACUCGCUGGCUUGGCUCGAGGCGAGCGUUCAGCGAUGAUAAUUGUCACUAAUUCGCAUACACGGCGAGAGUGGGGUAGGUGGGUGGUGGGGGUGACUGCUGCUGCUUGCUUGAGCUGAACUGGAUAGAGGCAGACAGGGACACCCCCCAGAGGCUGUUUUAUGACACAGGCAAACAUUUGACGGCGCUGUUCGGCCAAAGCGGCGAGUUUGAUGAAAGCAACAGUUUUCAAAGUUGUAACUGCUGCAACAGCGGUACCGCUUGCCUUGUUCGCGCGCAACUGGUGUGUACGGGGGUAGUACUGCUGUCGGAGGGGUUGUCUAAGAGUGUAAGAAGUCCAGCAGCUGUAGGGUUUAGCGAGCGACGUGGAUCCGUUCCACGGCUGCGUUCGCAGACCGUGAAUCCAACCGCCGCGUGCGUAAAAGGAAGUCAUUGGAGCAUUUACGCAGUGCACACAACAACAACAACAAACUACGACGACGACGACGACUACUAUCGCCCAUACGCUGCGGCGUUAAACCCAACUCGAUCCUGAUGGCAGACAGACCUUCAACUAAGCGGAGUCGACGAGCGAAUGGGCACAUGGACACAACGAAUGUGGGACGUGAUCGGAUUCGGCCGCAGCACCACGAUCAUGAUCAUGAGCAGCAGCAACAACAACAGCCGCAGGACGUGGACCUCAACUCACUCUUCCAGGCUUGCGACACCAACCACUCGGGGGACAUCGAUUACGAUGAAUUCUCCGACAUCUGCAAGGAGCUGCGGCUUCAGCCGGCUCAGACAGACGCGCUCUUCCGAGACCUGGACGCGGACAGCGACGGCGCCAUCGACUUCCGCGAGUUUUCCCAGGGCUUCAGCUGCAUCGCCGCGUCCCUGGGCCAGGUGAAGGGCCAGGUGAAGGGCCAGGGGAAGGGCCAGGUGAAGAGCCAGGUGAAGGGCGAGUCCGGGUCGCCCCGAGACACCUGCAAGAGGCUCGAGCGAGCGCCGUCUUGCCAGGAGGAGCCCGCGGCGUGGGACGACUUCGCGGACACGCUGACCGGGCUGCGCACGAUGAGCGGCCAGGACAACAUUGCGGAGCUCUACCAGCAGAUCGUGGCCACCUCGGACGCCCACCUGCUGCAGAGCUACGAGCGCGUCGUGCGCGACCUGCUCGGAGCCGUCGAGAGGCAGGGCGCCGAGACGGAGCGCGUCGCGGCAAUACUCAAGCGCUCUCAGGAGCAGACGGCGGAACGGCUGGGGGAGAUGGACGAUGAGAUGGAGCAGCGACUUGAGGCGCACGGACAGAAGAUCCGCAAAGAGGAGCGCGCACGCGCCGAGCACGUGAUCGGCGACCUGAAACGGCACUACGAGGGGGAAGCCACUGACUUGAAGCUGGCAAUCAAAAAGCUGAAACAGUUAGAAAACAUCGCCAGGAGUACCGAUUCAGCAGAGGACGUGAUGGAACUGAAGAGGCGAAUGGGCGAGGUCACUCUGGAAAAUCAAAAGUUAAAGAAGAAUCUUCUGGAGGCCCAGACCAACGUGUUGGUCAUCCAGAGCGAGCUGGACUCCCUCAAGAUGGAGAUGACGAACCGGACGCUCACAUUCGAACAGGAGCAGAUGACAAUUAAAGAGCUGGCGGAGGAGAGGAUUGGGCUUCUUCGACAAAUCGAAGUCCUCCAGGCAACGAACCGGAAAAUUCAAGACAGCAACGAUGGCAUGAGGUCCGUGGUGGAAAGCAGCUUUUCCUCCCAAAGAAGAUCGGCUUCCAAUCACGCGACGCCCCCACCGCAUGCGACGGCCUUCCAGAGCACGCCGCUCUCGCACGGCCAGCACAGCCCCCGGCGAUCCCCGCAGCCGUACGACGGCAGGUCCCCGUGCCUCGCCUCGCCGCUGGAGCGCGAGGCGGACUCGCUGGCACUGUGCGACCCCAUGUUGCGCCCGCGGCGGGCGAGCGUGUGCGGCGAGACGGAGAGCCUGGGCGCCGUCAGCUGGUCGGACAGCGGCCUCUCCACGCAGCAGGAAGACGCGCGCGACGACGCCGACAGCGACGCCGGCACGGACGUGGAGGAGGGCGGCACGCGGGCCCAUGAGGCCGCCGCCGGGAGGAGGCGCGUUGCCGCCGACGCCGGCGGCGGCAGCUUCGUCGACGCCGGGCACUCAUCCGACGCCGAUGCACCCGAGCUUGCCGAGGACCCGCCCGCGACGGCGAAGGCCGUGGCCCUGUCACACGGCGAGUGGGCCCCGUCGGCGCCGGUCAGCCGCAGCGGCUCCAACGCCUCGUCCCGCCGCUUCAUCCCAGCGUUCCGCAAACGGCAAGAGAGCUCCCAGAGGGGAGGAGCUCCCUCCCAUUCGGACCGAGUCUACAAGCUGGUCUUGGCUGGAGAUGCCGCAGUUGGCAAGUCCAGCUUUCUGCUUCGCCUCUGCAGGAACGAAUUUAGGAAGGACACGAUCGCUACUCUUGGAGUGGACUUUCAAAUGAAGACGCUGAUUGUAGACGGAGAGCACAUGGCCCUUCAGCUCUGGGACACAGCUGGGCAAGAGAGGUUUCGGAGCAUUGCUAAGUCGUACUUCAGGAGAGCAGAUGGUGUGUUGCUCCUCUAUGAUGUGACCUGUGAAAAGACCUUUCUAAACGUGAGGGACUGGAUUGACAUCAUUGAGGACUCCGCACCAAAAUCGAUUCCUGUGAUGCUGGUUGGAAACAAGAGUGACAUGAGGAACAUGUCACCUGGAGACGAUCAGAAAUACGUGUCCCACACGUUCGGAGAGAAGCUCGCGAUGAAUUACAAUGCCCUGUUUUGUGAGACGAGUGCCAAGGAUGGCUCCAACGUGGUGGAGACGGUGCUACACCUGGCCCGGGAGGUCAAAAAAAGGGCCAAUUCUUCGGAAAGCGAACCGCCUGCCAAAGGAGUCGAAGUUGACGAUGAAAAUAAAAAAAACAAGUGUUGCAAAUUAUAAGGUUUACAUGGAACUCGAUCAGAGCUGCGCUCAACUUGACCUCUGGGCUUCUCGGCUGGUUCACACAUGGAUGUAGAUAUCUGACCUUGAGUCUGAUGACAUUCAUUUCGAAACUGGAAGAAAAACUUCUAUAUAUGUUUUCACUGCUGCAAAUAACUUAUUCCAACCUGCUAUUGUGCUGUAUAUAAAUAAAAGUUUAUGAUCAAAGUGCAAUCUAAAUGUAAUAUAUAUAUAGCAGAUAGAUUUAGAACAUUUUUAAAGUUGCAUAUUUUAGGAGAGAAAAAAAUAUAUAAGGAAUGUAACUUGUUUAAUAAAGUGAUUUUUUUAACAUGCACCUUAAAGGUUAAGUCAUUAAUAUGUAAAUAGUUUAUUGAUUAUGAAAUAUUUUGUAAUGAUAAACUUUGGCCUUUUUAAUUAACAAGAUGUCUGGCCAGCGUGGAAGAGUAGACCAAAGUAGUACCCUCUAAGAGGGGAUCUCUCGUGCUUCUCCUAGCGGAGGCCCUUCUGCUAGCAGUGGUGUGAGCAGGAAAUUACAGCGCUGCACCUUUACCAUUGUUAAAGCGUCGUGAUGAACUGUGACAUUUAAGCAAAGCAGCCUGAGCAGGUACAACACACUCAAUAGCGAUAUGAUUUCAUGCUCGGCUAAAGGGCUUGCACGUUAAAAACACAUUUCGAUAUUUAUAGCAACCCAGAAUGGUUGAGAAGGUACCAGUGCGUUGGUUCAGAAGAAAUGCAUAGUGUUUCAGUUACACAAAUGGAAAGAGGCGAAACGUUUUCUAAGCCAUACACAAGUUUCCCUUUUGAUUCGUGCGAGGAAUGAGGUUUUUGUGGCAAUCUCGUCGCAUCGCAACUGUUUUUUUUAAGGAUUGUGUUAAAAUCGAACAAAAGACAAUUGACGGCGUUGCUCUAUUAUACGGCCAAAUGUCCCCGAGGCGCGCUGCGGUGCAGAAGUUGUGACACGCUGGCAGGAGCAGACACAUACGGCCCUCGUAUGUCACCAGAGCCGAGUGGGCCACAGUAAUGCAUGCUCGUGGUGGCCGACACAAGAGUGAUGAUAAUGAGGAUGCCAAUAAUUUACAGGCCAGCAUUUCUUCACUGGUUGUACCCCGCAAUUUCCUUUAAUUGCGUGGCUGUUUAUGAGCCUAAGAUGUCCGUAAAAUACUCCGUGCUGGCAUAUUGCCUAUAGAGAUUUACAAACUGUAUCAGUAAAUCAUACAACAAGGCUUGAUUAUUAUUCCUCUUGUUACUUGCCCUGAAAUAUUCCCACACCGUUGGAAUUUUAACAUGAAUUAUGCAAAAAAAAACCCUCCUGAAUUGAUGUGUCGGUACAAAUAGUACAUUUCAGUCGUUAUGGAUGUUUUAUAAUAUUAACAGAAACGUGUGCUGGUUCAAUUAAAAUAUUUUUUUUAUUGCGAAUGCUUUCAAGCAUACAGGUAAACAGUUGUUUAAGUUGAAAAAAAUAAAACUGCAUUGCUUA
Messenger RNA from Lethenteron reissneri (Far Eastern brook lamprey), 4480 nucleotides. It is a transcript of the gene RASEF, whose product is annotated as RAS and EF-hand domain containing. The record is from RefSeq and is a predicted model, not a curated record. Gene Ontology annotation, molecular function: calcium ion binding; GTP binding; GTPase activity. NCBI's taxonomy places the organism in Eukaryota, Metazoa, Chordata, Hyperoartia, Petromyzontiformes, Petromyzontidae.